CUUUAGAAAUAAAAAAUGGCAGCCAGAAACUCUGAAGUGAGCUUGUGUAUCAAGUAUUUAUUGUUUUUCUUCAAUGUCUUCUUUUGGUUGAUUGGUGGUGUGAUAUGCUUUGUUGGAUUAUGGGCACGUGUUGCCUACACACAAGAGAAUACAUCACUUAGUCUUUUCAGUGGAUGGGAUUUAGAUCCAGCCAUUAUCUUUAUUUUUGUUGGUGUCAUAAUGUUCAUGCUUGGCUUCUGUGGUUGCAUUGGUGCUCUACGUGAAAACAUUUGUUUGCUAAAGUUUUUCUCCAUAUGUCUAUCCAUCAUUUUCUUCACGCAACUUGCUGCAGGGAUACUUGGUUUUGUCUACAGACACAAGAUAAAGGAACUGGUAGCUGAAAACCUGGAAGACACCAUUAUUCAUUAUAGAACAAACCCAAAUUUGCAGAACAUUAUCGAUUAUUCCCAAGAAACGUUCAAGUGUUGUGGACUAAACAGUUAUAAAGAUUGGCGAAAAAAUCGUUAUUUCAACUGCAGUCAAAUUGGACCAGAAGCUUGUUCUGUUCCCUAUUCUUGCUGUCGUGUGGAUCAACUGAACACCCAGUGCGGAUAUGGAAUAAACAGAGACGAAAUGCCCCAUUCGAAACGUGCCUCAAUAAUCUACACAGAUGGUUGUAUCGAUGGAAUCACCAAAUGGUUUAAUCGAAACUUAGAAAUUGUAGGUGGCGUGGGCGUGGGAGUAGCUCUACUACAGGUGAUUGGUAUCGCAUUUGCUUCCACGUUGAUAUCUGAUAUUCGACGACAAAAAGCAAAAUGGGACCAACCGCGUGGCUUGCACACACCCCUCUAUCCAAAUGACAUGUAAAAAAAGCGAUUGUGUAUAGAUGUAUGAAGAGAAAAAGAACAUGAAAAUAUAAGAUAAUUAAUCGACAUCUCACCACUUUAAACCAUUUUACUGAUUUUAUUGAAAUUUGUUGGCGCUUUCUAACAUUUCUAACAUUAUUAUUUUCUUUUAAGACAGUUGUUUUUUACCUAGUUAUUUUGGUCAUGUUCCAUAAAAAAAAAGAAAUAUUCAAAUAAAAAUAUUGAAUUUUGAUUUUGUUCACCCUCAGAAUAUGGUUAUCGUAUGGUUAAAUUUAAGGAAAUUCUAGCCUGGAUAUGCUUAUAAACUUUAUGCUUAUAAAAAACAUUCCUACGUCUUAUGUAUUGUAAUGUAAAUGUAUUGUAGUGUAAAUAAGUAUUUUAUUUUUGUGUUGAUGUUUAUUAUAUAUUUAAGUCUGUUUGUAUUUUUCAUAUACAGUAUUUGUUCGCACAAGAAUAAUGUUAUCAAGUU
Hydractinia symbiolongicarpus is the source of this 1314-nucleotide messenger RNA. RefSeq names its product tetraspanin-33-like. Bases 16 to 846 code for a protein of 276 amino acids. The record is from RefSeq and is a predicted model, not a curated record. NCBI's taxonomy places the organism in Eukaryota, Metazoa, Cnidaria, Hydrozoa, Anthoathecata, Hydractiniidae. Gene Ontology annotation, cellular component: membrane. The transcript is spliced from 8 exons.